CAAGUUCGCCUAAAGAGAUAAUUUCCCGCCAUAUUUCACUACCACGUUGUUUUGUUGACAUUUUAGGAUCAAUCUUAUACAAAAUGCCAGUUGUUGAUGAUUGGGUAAAUGAUCCACUUGGAAUCAUUCAAAAUAUAUAUGAUAAAGAUGGAAAGGUGGAAGGUAAAGCGGUAAGAGACUAUUUCGGUGCCAGAACUAAAGGCAAUGCAAUGUCAUGGAUUCCAAGCUUGAAUGACACCCCUCUUCAUACACUGCGACCUAACUCGCUCGUACGCUACAGAUGUAUGGUACAGGACAUGUAUGACCCAGAAUUCUAUUUAGGGUCGUAUGAGGUUGUUGACACAAAGACGGAAAAGACGACCAUGAAGUCUGGGAAAUACAAAGAUAUAGCAGAAUGUGCAAGUUUUCAACAGAUCAAUAUGGAAUCUGCAAAUAACAAGACAAUGGAUAGACAGACCCUGUAUGGUGUUCCGAUACCUGGAGAGUCGGCCUGGGUCAAAGCAGGUCAUACUGACCGUGCAGGGGUCAAGGUCCAUCCAUCUACUUCCUACACACCGGUUCGUUGUAAGCGAGGUCUGGAGGAGGAAGGGUCAGAAGUCAUUGGUCAAAGUGAGGCCAUGGAAACAGCUGAUCCUCUCAAGGACGUUACCAUGGAAACUACCCAAGUGUCGGAGAAUUCCGAAAAUAAGAGAACUUGUGUCAACAACAGAGCAGCUGAAACCAGCCCAGUGUUACCGGACCUGAACUUCCCUUUACCAAAGGAGAAGGGAAUAUCCUGUCUGAUAAAGAUAUAUGAUGACAUUGAUAGUUACUGUGUCAAUGAUCUGGUGGAGUUUGUUGGCGUGUUGUCUGUAGAUCCGUCACUGGCACAAUUUGAAGCAGAGGACCAAGGCCCAGAGGGUGGAGUAUGUACAGAUGGGUUUGAGGUAUCUAUGGAGGAGAAGAAUGCACAUGCCCCGCCCCCUUCCCUGGUGCCACGCCUACAUGUUGUCCUGGGCACAAAGCUGCCUCACAUUAACCCUCUACUAACCCCAACAACAGCGCAGGAGGAUGGCUUCAAGGAAGUUUUGUCAAGGUUACAAGGGGAGAUAACUGAUUUGCGCCAACAGAUCAUGGCUACUCUGGAACAUAUACUGUUCGGUGAUAAACUAGCUGCUGAGUAUUUCAUGUGUCAUCUCCUAUCAUCUGUAUAUGCUAGAGCUGAUGUGAUUCCCCUGGGUAAGUUCUGUUUGAACUUGACCAACUGUCCUACAACACCAGAGUACUCAGCAUUGCUGCACAGAUUUGUCUCUUCCAUUGUCACUAAGAGCCACGUUCUUCCUAUCACCAUAGAGAACAUGAACAAGAUACGUCUGUGUCCCCAAAAGGAUUACACGGCCAACCGUCUAUUGAGUGGCGCGCUGCAGCUGGGGGCGGAUACCUCACUUGUACUGGAUGAAACAGUGCUUCAGGCUGGACAACUGGAUGCUAAUGGUGUGAAGAACAUGACAGCUCUUGGUAACUUGAUUAACUGGCAGAAAGUGGAGUAUGACUUCAGUUACCACCGACAGGAGUUCAUGUCUGAUGUGGCUGUUCUUGUGCUCUCUGAGGCAAAAUCCCUACUACCUAGUGACUGUUUAGUACCUCUGGCUGCCAGUAUACCAGCUGGUGUAAGUCUACAGGACUACUUCUCCAGGGUUGAUACUUUAGUGAAUGCCGAGUUCCUCAACAAGUUCCGAUUAUAUCUGACCACAGCCAAGAUGUUGGACUACAGUAUAACAGGGGACAUACAAACGGCUAUUCAGGAUGAUUUUGUUAACAUCAGGAAAGACGACCCAAAGAAUAUGACCAUAGACGAUUUCCAUAAACUCUUGAAUUUAAUCCGGUUGCUAUCAAUCAGCCACCUACAGACAUGCCCCUCACAAAAUCUAUGGACAAAGGCUAAAUCUAUGGAGGCUGAACGCAAACAGCGGAUACCACAAACCACUGGCAACACAAAUUAGCUUAGGAUUUAAUGGACAAACAUGGUCCUCUGAUGCCGAUUGUUUGACACAGGAAACAUCAUCUGCGUUUUUUCAAAGACUGUCUAUUUGUGCAAUUUCACUAGAAUUCUGUAUACGUUCAAACUCUUUUGUUCAAAAGUA
Messenger RNA from Mizuhopecten yessoensis (Yesso scallop), 2123 nucleotides. Its product is annotated as mini-chromosome maintenance complex-binding protein-like. The transcript has 15 exons. Gene Ontology annotation, biological process: DNA-templated DNA replication. The record is from RefSeq and is a predicted model, not a curated record. Lineage: Eukaryota; Metazoa; Mollusca; Bivalvia; Pectinida; Pectinidae. Gene Ontology annotation, molecular function: chromatin binding. The coding region runs from base 84 to 1982 and encodes 632 amino acids.